Molecule: messenger RNA, 546 nt
Organism: Chenopodium quinoa (quinoa)
Lineage: Eukaryota; Viridiplantae; Streptophyta; Magnoliopsida; Caryophyllales; Amaranthaceae
Exons: 1
Coding region: 1-546 (181 amino acids)
Source: RefSeq, a predicted model, not a curated record
AUGACUGGGAAUCCUAAUUUCAAUUUUCAUCCUAGAUGUGAGAAGUUAGGUAUUACCCAUAUGAUGUUUGCUGAUGAUCUUCUCCUCUUUUCUAGGGCUGAUUCCACCUCUAUUCAGCUUCUCUUACAAGCUUUCCAGAAAUUCUCUUGUGCUUCUGGUCUAGUGGCUAAUUUAAGUAAGAGUGAGGUUUAUUUUGGAGGCAUCUCUGAUUAUGAUAAAGGCCAGCUGCAAACUGUUCUUGGUAUGAGUAGAGGUAGUUUUCCUUUUAGAUAUCUUGGGGUGCCCUUGUCUUCUAAAAAGCUCACUAUUGCUCAGUGUAGGCCUUUGGUUGAAAGGGUUACUGCUAGGAUUGAUUGCUGGACUUCUAGACACUUGUCUUAUGCUGGCAGGUUACAGCUUAUCAAAAGUGUUCUUUUUGGUAUUCAGGCUUAUUGGGCUCAGAUUUUCAUUCUUCCUAAGAAGAUUCUUAGGGAAAUUGAAGCCAAGUUCAGGGUUUUCCUUUGGACUGGGAAGAACACUUAUGCAAAAAAGGACCCUGUCUCCUAA